AUGAAAAUAGAAAACCACUUUCAAAACGAGUCUUUACAUGUUGCUCCUUCAGCCCCAAGUAAUUUGGAAGUUGGCGACGGCCCUUCUUUAGAUUCCGAAGGAAUGGGAGCGCUAUCUCAAAGCCAAUCAAUCGCUCCACACUUUUCGGAAAGCACUUCACACAAAUGGGAGGAUUUACUUGAUGAUCCAUCAUUGUCAGAGAUUUCUAAUUCUACGGAGGAACUAAAAAAGGGAAAAAACCCAAAACGUAAAACUGUUAUCAAGCAUAAUGAUAAAAAUACAAAGAGAGAGGUUACCAGUUUCAGCUUUCGCAAAGAAAAGUAUACCACUGCGGUAAAAAAUUGGUUAAACCAUAUGGAUACAGACACUGCCCUGAAUAGUUCAGCGACACUAAAAGAUAGCUUUUCUCCAACUCCGCGGGCAUUCGGGGAAACGGUGAAAAUUAAAAACACACAACAAUUUACUCAAUCACAACUCGCCAACAAGAACGGAGUGAUGAAAUAUGUGAAUCCGAGGGAAAUUAACACAAACGAAAAUACAACACAUAAAGUUAAUUUUAUUGCAACUGGUAAAACCCUUGCAGAACUUGAAAAUUUGCAAAAAAGAAAACAGAAAGCAUCUCCAAAACUACAACUACCCGAGGCUAUAAAUAAUUCUAAAUUCGUGGCCCCACUCAAAAGGCACUCGAUGACGCACACAUUGGCCAGCCGAGACCACGCUCAACGAGACAACUGA
Messenger RNA from Pieris macdunnoughi, 735 nucleotides. The record is from the annotation of a GenBank genome assembly. Lineage: Eukaryota; Metazoa; Arthropoda; Insecta; Lepidoptera; Pieridae.